Molecule: messenger RNA, 639 nt
Organism: Myripristis murdjan (pinecone soldierfish)
Lineage: Eukaryota; Metazoa; Chordata; Actinopteri; Holocentriformes; Holocentridae
Product: insulin-like growth factor-binding protein 3
Exons: 5
Coding region: 1-600 (199 amino acids)
Biological process (GO): regulation of insulin-like growth factor receptor signaling pathway
Cellular component (GO): extracellular region
Molecular function (GO): insulin-like growth factor II binding; insulin-like growth factor I binding; fibronectin binding
Source: RefSeq, a predicted model, not a curated record
AUGCCUCUUUACACCCACACCCUGGCCCUGCUCCUUCUGGCUCUGUCUAGCCCCUGGCCACUGACCUGUCUCGGGAUGCCCUCCAGAGACUGUCCCACCUGUAAAGGAAAUCAGGGGCAGGGGAGCCCCUUACCUCAUCAGUCUACAGAAUUCAGCACCACUAGUCUGGCCAUUGGAGAACCGUGUGGGGUCUACACUCUGAGCUGUGCUAACGGUGCUCGCUGCACACCCCCAGAGGACGAAGCUAGGCCCCUCCAGGCCCUGCUGGAAGGCAGGGGUGUCUGCAGUAACACCAGCAGGAUCAACCCAACUGAAAGGACUCACACUGCAGCUACAAGGCCUACACCCACUCAGGAUCCAGAGAAGGCUCCGUGUCGCAAACUGCUUACCACAAUUAUGAAACGUCAUGAUGCCCAGUUAUUCCAGUCACAUCAGGAUAUUUACAUGCCCAAUUGUGACAAGCGUGGUUUCUUCAGAAAGAAGCAAUGUUGGUCCUCUCGAGGUAUGCAGCGUGGCAACUGCUGGUGUGUGGAUGAGAAUGGCGUGCCAGUGCCUUCAAAUGUAAAACAGGAGGGCACCCUGAUUUGUGAAAGUGCAUGAAGACGUGGCUAAAGCAGAGCAGCCUAAAGUUUGAUUACC